UUUUAAAUUCACCUUGAAAGACUGAACAAUUCUAGAAAAACUAUGUGGCACAGCCCAGGAGAAGCAGGACUUGGAGAUUUUCAGGAAUGUCCUGGGUGAUGCCCUUGUAAAUCACCAGGAAGACUGCGUCACCACCAGAAUCUCUGCUGGUGCUCAAGGAUCCCAACUAAUCCCAUCAAACCUUGGAUCUGCCUCCUUUUCUGGGACAUUUGUGUUUUUCCUGAAUCUUCAGUCUAAAUUGCCAGAACCAAAGAGCAUACCACCCUGUGAGGACCUGCAGCUGCUUCGGGCAGGUUCUGUUUUAUUUGUAGCCUGCAUAUCCGGGAUCCAUGCAGAAGUAUAAUGUUAUGUACAAGACUGGGUGGAGCACAGAGUUUCCUUGAGGAAAUGGGCAGGAGGAAGAGUCCCAUUUUAACUCUGGUUGUUUUCUAAAUAUAAUUCCAGCACUCGGCAUAGUUUUUUGGUUUUCUUUUUUGAAGGAAAAAUAGAAAACUUUGGGUAGAGUAGAGUCCUUUCCUUGAGAGGUCAUGGUUUUUUACAAAGCCUAUUUAGGGGAACCUGCCCUGACACUCUGAAGCAUAACUGUGUGUCCCUGUGUUCUGAUCUGAUGCAGUUGCUGCUUUCUGUCACCUUUCACCAAGAAAGAAGCAGCUCCACUUGGCAGCCCUGGCAUCACUCAAGGGAGACAUACUGGAACUGAAUAAGCGUCUGCAGCAAACAGAGCGGGAACGGGACCUGCUAGAAAAGAAGUUAGCCAAGGCACAGUGUGAGCAGUCGCACCUCAUGAGAGAACAUGAGGACGUCCAGGAGCGAACCACGCUUCGGUAUGAGGAACGCAUCACAGAACUGCACAGCAUCAUUGCUGAGCUCAACAAGAAGAUAGACCGUCUGCAGGGCACCACCAUUAGGGAGGAAGAUGAAUAUUCGGAACUGCGAUCAGAACUCAGUCAGAGUCAACACGAGGUCAAUGAGGACUCUCGAAGCAUGGACCAAGACCAGACCUCUGUCUCCAUCCCCGAAAACCAGUCCACCAUGGUCACUGCUGACAUGGAUAACUGCAGUGACCUGAACUCAGAACUUCAGAGGGUGUUGACAGGACUGGAGAGUGUUGUCUGUGGCCGGAAGAAGAGCAGCUGCAGCCUUUCUGUGGCCGAGGUGGACAGGCACAUCGAGCAGCUCACCACAGCCAGUGAGCACUGUGACUUGGCUAUUAAGACAGUUGAGGAAAUCGAAGGAGUGCUCGGCCGGGACUUGUAUCCCAACCUGGCUGAGGAGCGAUCCCGGUGGGAGAAGGAGCUGGCUGGGCUGAGGGAAGAGAAUGAGAGCCUGACAGCCAUGCUGUGCAGCAAAGAGGAAGAACUGAACCGGACCAAAGCUACCAUGAAUGCUAUCCGGGAGGAGCGUGACCGGCUCCGGAGGAGGGUGAGUGAGUGCCCUGGUCGGUGUAGCCAGGCCUGUUCCUGCACAGGAGUGAGAGAUGUGGACAGGUAGAGCCA
Molecule: messenger RNA, 1496 nt
Organism: Castor canadensis (American beaver)
Lineage: Eukaryota; Metazoa; Chordata; Mammalia; Rodentia; Castoridae
Source: RefSeq, a predicted model, not a curated record